Botrytis byssoidea is the source of this 774-nucleotide messenger RNA. RefSeq lists its product as uncharacterized. Bases 1 to 774 code for a protein of 257 amino acids. Lineage: Eukaryota; Fungi; Ascomycota; Leotiomycetes; Helotiales; Sclerotiniaceae. The transcript is spliced from 5 exons. The record is from RefSeq and is a predicted model, not a curated record.
AUGUAUUCCGUUCAUGCUCCUCUUUUUCUUGUACUUAUCCUUACUCUCAUCGACUAUACAGGCGCAGCCGCGGUAUUUGUCUUCACAUAUGGUGGGAAGAUAACACGGUUUCAAGCGACCCUCCAAGUACCCUCCCCACCAACAGCGCUACAAGGCCAUAGCCCAGAUUGGAAAAUUCAAGCAACAUGGGCAGGUAUGCAGCCCACAGAUCAAAGUUGCGUUCUGCAGAAUGUUGUUGGAAAUGCGGGGAAUGAGGUCGGGUAUUGGAGUCAUAUACCUAGUUUUUAUGACGGCGCGACGAAGCCUAGUUGGACGGGGAUUUAUUUUGAGGAGAAACAACCGAAGGUGUAUCCAGGUGAUCAAAUAACAAGUCUCUGGACACUUGAUGAAAUCUCCAACAAAUGGCUCGAUACGUGGUCUGUGAUGCCCGGUCAAAUCGGCGCAUCAAAAGGAGAAGUAUCAUAUGGUGGAAAUUACACUUUCGAUGGAUCCAAAUUUGAACCCAAAGUCCCAGACAUGACAGAGGUCUUGCUAGCGAUUGAGCAUGUGAGUAUCGGCAAUGGCACCGAUCCUGGUUGGGACUCCGGAGCGGUAACAUUCACAAAUAUUCUGAUUGAAUCGGUAUCGACAAAGGAUUGGUGCAAUCAUGAGAAUCCGAAAACUUGGCAUCCACAGGACGUGAAGAUUCUGGAUAUAUCCACGCCUUUCAUUUCGACGGUCAAAAAUGGGAAAAGAACAUGUUAUGUUCCUUGGCUUGUUGUUGAUUCGAAUUGA